Messenger RNA from Wickerhamiella sorbophila, 2670 nucleotides. Its product is annotated as Pre-mRNA-splicing factor ATP-dependent RNA helicase prp16. Bases 1 to 2670 code for a protein of 889 amino acids. The record is from RefSeq and is a predicted model, not a curated record. Lineage: Eukaryota; Fungi; Ascomycota; Dipodascomycetes; Dipodascales; Trichomonascaceae. Gene Ontology annotation, cellular component: intracellular anatomical structure; spliceosomal complex. Gene Ontology annotation, molecular function: RNA binding; ATP binding. The transcript has a single exon. Gene Ontology annotation, biological process: mRNA splicing, via spliceosome.
AUGAAGGUUGAAGAGCUCGCGCCAGCUCUUGCCGACGCGCUCGGUAAAAUUGAGCUUCAAGAGCGGCUUGCAGAGUCAAUGAUAAGACUCAGUAAUACGUUGCCGAGUUUCGAGGCCUUCGAAUUGGCCUGCUCAGGGUUCGGUCGCUUCGACAGCGGUCUGCUUCACAGAGUUUUCGACUCCAGAAAUGCAAUUGAGCUCGAGCCCACUGAGUUAAAUGAACUAGAUGAACCCGAAGACUCUGAGGGCUCUGAUUUGGAACAAGACAGGGCUUGGUACUGCGACGAGCCCGUAGUCCCUCAAAUUGAAGAUUUCGACUCGAGCAGAAAGGUCCCGCGCGAGUUUGACGAUGAAGAGCAUUCAGCAUUCAGAAUCUUUGUUUCCAAUCUGGUUCCUGACUUUCUACGCUCUCAAAAUAUAUAUUCUACAUCCAAAAGCCAGGUGUCUCCCGUCAGGGACCCGGAAAGUCAGUUGGCCCGUCUCGCCAAGGCAGGCAGCGAGAUGGUCAGAUCUCAGAGACAGAAACAUGAAAGAAGUAUGCAAGCUCGCAAUGCAUCAAACAUCGAGGGCAGUAUUCUUGGCAAGAUCAUGGGGCAAAGUAAAAGGGAAGCAGCAGUUACCACGACGGCUGUUAAACGGGUUAAGGAACGAAAGCUCAGCAGGGAAGAGAUCUUAGCCCAGAGACAAAGUUUACCAGCGUUCGCGAUGAGAGAAAAGAUUUUGAGCACAAUUAGAGAGAAUCAAGUUGUGAUUGUUAUCGGAGAAACCGGUAGUGGUAAAACAACCCAGCUCACCCAGUUUCUCGCCGCAGACGGUUAUGCUAGGCACGGGGUCAUCGCUUGCACCCAGCCAAGACGUGUAGCAGCCAUGUCGGUUGCUGCUCGCGUCAGUGUGGAAAUGGGAGUAAAGUUAGGUGAAGAGGUUGGUUACUCGAUCAGGUUCGAAAACGAAACUAGCGAAAAAACCAUCAUCAAGUAUAUGACUGAUGGCAUACUUCUUCAAGAAAGUUUAAAUGAUCCUCUCUUGGACAGAUACUCCUGCAUUAUUAUUGAUGAAGCACACGAACGUGCUUUGAACACGGACAUCAUACUCGGUCUGUUGAAACGUGUAUUGGCUCGACGGACGGAUCUCAAACUUAUCGUCACCUCGGCCACUAUAAACGCCAACAGAUUCAGUUCAUUCUUCGGAGGGUCCCCGUUGCUCAAAAUCGAGGGAAGAACAUUUCCAGUUACCUCGAACCAUUUAUUAACAAUGCCCGAUGAUCAUGUCGCAGCCAGCGUAAAGCAAGUUCUGUCAAUUCAUUUGCAGCAGGCCGCUGGUGACAUUUUGGUAUUUAUGACCGGCCAAGAGGAUAUCGAGGCUACUUGCAGUAUUUUAGCCGAAAAAGUGCAAGCAAUGGAGAACGCCAAACCCCUGGAGAUUCUUCCUAUUUAUUCGCAGCUCCCAGCAGAUUUACAAGCCCGCGUGUUCUUGCCUGCGACGCCAGGAGCUCGUAAAGUAAUUGUUGCAACCAACAUUGCAGAAACAUCUCUUACUGUCGAUGGUAUACGAUAUGUUAUUGACGGUGGCCUGGCCAAAAUUAAAGUGUACAAUUCUCGCCUAGGAGUGGAUACGUUUCAGGUUGUGCCUAUAUCCCAAGCUAAUGCUGCCCAGCGAGCAGGUCGUGCCGGCCGAACAAGUGAAGGCUUUUGUUAUCGCAUGUACACGGCUGAUGCCGAGAAAAAUGCCAUGUUUCCGCAAACGAUCCCAGAGAUCCAGAGAACGAACCUUGCCAAUACCAUGCUCACACUGAAAGCCUUAAAUGUCGACGAAAUAUAUGACUUUGAUUUCCUUGACCCGCCGGAAAGCAGCAGUGUCUCGUCAAGCUUGUAUGAGUUAUGGGCGCUGGGGGCGCUUGACAGUGAAGGUAAACUUACGGAGCUGGGAUUAAAGCUGUCUAGGUUCCCCAUGGAUCCGUACAUGGCUCGAUUGAUUGUGUCAGGGGUGGAAUGCAAUUGCUUAGACGAGAUGCUGUCCAUCGUUUCGAUGAUGUCGGUUCCAAAUGUUUUUAUCAGGUCUGCCGAGCGGGCCAAAGAAAGCGAUACUGCUCGAGAGCGUUUUCUUGUAGCGGAAAGUGACCACCUCACUUUACUGAAUGUGUAUAGCCAGUGGUUGGCAUUCGGUAAAAGUGAUCAUUGGGCGACAGAACACUUUUUGCAUUCCAAGUCGCUCAGACGUGCUCAUGAGACACGGCAGCAGCUUGUCAAGUUGGCCAGAUCUUCUUUUGGAAUAAAGAAUGUGGAGAAAGCAAAAUCACUUGAUGACGUUCGCCGUUGCGUGUGCUCCGGUUACUUCCACCAAGCUGCCAGAACCAAAGGGUUGCAAACGUACCAAGGCAUCCGAAACAAUGUUGUAAUGAAAAUCCAUCCAACUUCGGCCCUUUAUGGCCUAGGGUCUUUGCCCGAAUACAUUGUGUAUCAUGAAUUGAUUCUGACAAGCCAACAAUAUAUGACUGUGGUCACAGCUGUUGACCCGGAAUGGCUUUUAGAAGAUGGCAAGGCAUUGUACACAGCAGAUGAGCAUUUCGUGCCAGCAAUUGAAGAUUCACAGCAAAAAAAGGCGCAACCAGUUUUCAAAAAAUCUAAGAGCUCGAAUUUCAGGGCCAAAAAAAAGUUCAUGAAAGGCGUGUAG